UACUUUGGACGGUACUGUCCAGCGGCUCCUCCCAAGUACCAAUCCAACUUGCCAAGCAGCAUACCGAAAGGAAGCAAAGUGGGGCCAGAAGGAGGGGAAGAAAAGUGCUUGGAUGAGAGUUCUGGGGCGCUAGGCAGUCUGGGAGUCGUAGUUUCGGGUCGCUGUGGAGCGCGCGCUUGAAGGAAGUGGCUAGAGAAGGCGGGAGGAAGCAAAAAGACAUCCGGGCUUUGGGUUCCAGGCGGCCGGGAGAAAGAGCAAUAACUGCAGCACCCUGGUGGGAUUCCACUGAAAGGCAGGCGCCUCCCAGAGUUUGUAAUUCCUUGAGUGAGCGCCAGGCGAGCCUCGUCUCUGGCUUCCCCAACAUGCGCAGGCACCCGGAGAGCAGCUGCGGGCGCGGGACCUAAAGAUGAUCUUUUCGGUCGUCCAUUACCCGCUCGGGUGGCUUCGACGGGCCGGAGGUCGUGCCCUGACCCUCGCCGCCAUGGAAGGGGCCUUCCGAGGCGUGCGGAAAGUCCUCUGUGUGGCCGAAAAAAACGACGCAGCCAAGGGAAUCGCUGAUCUGCUGUCCAACGGUCGUAUGAGACGGAGAGAAGGACUUUCUAAAUUCAACAAGAUCUAUGAAUUUGAUUAUUAUCUGUAUGGCCAGAAUGUUACCAUGAUAAUGACUUCAGUUUCUGGACACUUGCUGGCUCAUGAUUUCCAGAUGCAGUUUCGAAAAUGGCAUAGCUGCAAUCCCCUUGUCCUCUUUGAAGCACAAAUCGAAAAGUACUGUCCAGAGAAUUUUAUAGACAUCAAGAAAACUCUGGAACGAGAGACACGGCAGUGCCAGGCCCUGGUGAUCUGGACUGACUGUGAUAGAGAAGGUGAAAACAUCGGGUUUGAGAUUAUCCAUGUGUGCAAGGCAGUGAAGCCCAGUCUGCAGGUGUUAAGAGCCCGAUUCUCUGAGAUCACCCCCUGUGCUGUCAGGACAGCCUGUGAAAACCUGACCAAGCCAGAUCAGAGAGUGAGUGAUGCUGUGGAUGUGAGGCAGGAGCUGGACCUGAGGAUCGGAGCUGCCUUCACUCGGUUCCAGACCCUGCGGCUCCAGAAGGUUUUUCCUGAAGUGCUGACAGAGCAGCUCGUCAGCUAUGGCAGCUGCCAGUUCCCCACACUGGGCUUUGUUGUGGAAAGAUUCAAAGCCAUUCAGGCCUUUGUGCCUGAAAUCUUCCACAAGAUCAAAGUAACUCAUGACCACGAAGAUGGUAUUGUAGAUUUCAAUUGGAAAAGGCAUCGUCUCUUUAACCACACAGCUUGUCUUGUCCUCUAUCAGUUAUGCAUGGAGGAUCCCAUGGCAACCGUGGUGGAGGUCAGGUCAAAGCCAAAGAGCAAGUGGAGGCCUCAAGCUUUGGACACUGUGGAGCUGGAGAAACUGGCUUCUCGCAAGUUGAGAAUAAAUGCUAAAGAAACUAUGAGAAUUGCUGAAAAGCUCUACACUCAAGGGUACAUCAGCUAUCCCCGAACAGAGACAAAUAUUUUCCCCAGAGACUUAAACCUGAUGGCAUUGGUGGAACAGCAGACACAGGAUCCAGACUGGGGGCCCUUUGCCCAGAGCAUUUUAGAACGGGGUGGCCCCACCCCACGCAAUGGAAAUAAGUCUGACCAAGCUCACCCUCCCAUUCACCCCACCAAGUAUGCCAGCACGUUGCAGGGAGAUGAACGGCGACUAUAUGAGUUCAUUGUUCGUCAUUUCCUGGCUUGCUGCUCCCAAGAUGCCCAGGGACAGGAGACAACUGUGGAGAUUGACAUUGCUCAGGAACGCUUUGUGGCCCAUGGUCUCAUGAUUCUAGCUCGAAACUACUUGGAUGUGUAUCCAUAUGAUCGCUGGAGUGACAAGCUCCUCCCUGUCUAUGAGGAAGGCUCCCACUUUCAGCCCAGCACUAUAGAGAUGCUAGAUGGGGAGACCAGCCCUCCACAACUGCUCACUGAGGCCGACCUCAUCACCCUCAUGGAGAAACACGGCAUUGGUACGGAUGCCACUCAUGCAGAGCACAUUGAGACCAUCAAAGCCCGGAUGUACGUUGGGCUCACUUCUGACAAGCGGUUCCUCCCUGGGCACCUGGGCAUGGGACUGGUGGAAGGUUACGAUUCCAUGGGCUAUGAGAUGUCUAAGCCUGACCUCCGGGCUGAGCUGGAAGCUGAUCUGAAGUUGAUCUGUGAAGGCAAGAAGGACAAGUCUGUGGUUCUGAGGCAGCAGGUGCAGAAAUACAAACAGGUUUUCACUGAAGCAGUGGCUAAGGCGAAGAAGUUGGACGAGGCCUUGUCUCAGUACUUUGGGGAAGGGACAGAGACACCCCAGCAAGAAGACAUCUACCCAGCCUUGCCAGAGCCCAUCCGGAAGUGCCCACAGUGCGACAAAGACAUAGUCCUAAAGACCAAGAAGAGCGGUGGGUUCUACCUUGGCUGCACGGGUUUCCCAGAAUGCCGGCUGGCCAUGUGGUUUCCCGACUCAGUGCUGGAGGUCAGCAGGGAUGGGAGCGUAUGUCCAGUUUGUCAACCGGCCCCUGUGUACAGGUUGAAGUUCAAAUUCAAGCGUGGGAGCCUUCCCCCAACCAUGCCCCUGGAGUUUGUGGGCUGCAUUGGUGGAUGUGAUGAGACCCUGAAGGAGAUCCUUGGUCUGCGGUUUUCACGGGGCCCUCCCAGAAACAGCCAGCCCUCUGGCCACCUGCAGGCUAGCCAGUCAGUGAACAGGAUGGACAGCAGCCACUCCCAGCCUCCAGGGAGUAGACAGAUCAGACCCUCUCAGGCUCAGGCCCAGACCCUCCUGCCUGCUGCUGCCACUGGUGAGAGCAACUCUGUGACUUGCAACUGUGGCCAGGAAGCUGUGCUGCUCACCGUCCGCAAGGGGGGCCCUAACCAGGGUCGGCAGUUCUACAAGUGCAACACUGGUAGCUGCAACUUCUUCCUCUGGGCCGAUGGCGGCCAUCCUGGAACAGGAGGAGCCCCUGCCUCUACAACAAGACCCCCGGGCGGCUCACUUGGACGCCCACCAGGCUCAGGCCACCACUCUUAUGGCUUCAGUGAUGCUGGUGAUGGCAGUGGUAGCAGCACAUCCUGCCUGUGCAGUCACCCUGCUGUCACAAGAACAGUGCAGAAGGAUGGUCCCAAUAAAGGGCGCCAGUUCCACACGUGUGCCAAGCCACGGGAACAGCAGUGUGGCUUCUUUCAGUGGGCUGAUGAGAACGUGGCCCCAGGGACUUUCGCAGCCCAACCUUGGCCAGGAGACAAGAGCAAAAGACCCCGGACCAGUUCCUCAGAUUCGGGGUCCACAGCAAAGAAAGUACGGAAAUGCAGUCUUUGCCACCAGCCCGGACACACCCGGCCCUUCUGUCCUCAGAAUAGAUGAAGGCAGUAUAGGGUAGAGGGCCACUUUCUCAGUCUGGAGAUUGAGUUAACUAGGACUCGCUGGCUGUUCACUGAGUUCCUAGAAACUGAGGAGGAUGUUGGGUUUUGGAGUUGGGCUUUUCUUUGUUAAGGAGAACAAGUUUUAGACCACCCUCAAGAAGAUUGGCUCUGCCGGACAGUGUCGCUCUGCCCAGGGCUCAAUGACCACAGCGACUGCUGAGAAGUCACACUGCUGCCCUGUGACACAACACACACACACACACCCCAUAAAGAUGGUUGCUGGUAACGUGGUGGUGAGGCUGCUAGCGGAAGACAUAACCAUUGGUGGCUGUGAACCACAGCUGUGCCCCGCUGCACUGCAAAUCAAGAAGCACCCAGGGUUUUCUGAGUGAGGAGCAACACUUCUCUCAGGUUCUGAGCAGCCUGGAUGGGGCUUCUGUCACAGCCGUACUGGGGAGUGGCUCUCCUAAUAUCAGAUCUGCAGGAGAAGCUUCACUUCCGUUUCACCUAAAAGCCAAGGAUCCCCUAAGUCAUGUGCCUUAGCAAAGAAUGUAUAUUACUCUGACAAGUGACAGUGCAGCAUAGUGUCUGGUGACAUUUGCAGGGGCGACAGCAUCUCUGACAGCCUGUAGUGGAGGAGCACUCACCAGCACCUCCUGAUGGCCCCUUCUGGUCCAGCCCUUCCUCCCUGCCAUGUGGUGAGUGCCGAGCCCAAUUUGUGGACUCCCUAGUUUGUCAGUUGGCACAGAAUUGCCAGUGCAGUACUCAGAACACUGACCAUCCAUCUGCCCUUGCCCGAGAUGCACUGACUGUUGCCCUGUGAAUAAUACAUAGUUGACUGGCUCUGUUUUACAGUUCUGAAGAGAAGCAGGAAUGGUCACAGUGGCAGUUAACAAAAAAAUUGAUCUCGGGACCCGGGACUGCAAGCCUCUGCCCUUCAUUAGAUCAGCGCUCGAUUGUGCUGGCUGGGUGUCAGGCAGUAGAGCUCUCGGAGUAUGGGUUUCUGGCCUUGUUUCUAGCGCAGCCUGGUCAGCAGGUAUGGGUCCCAGCCUGUGAUGCUGGGUUUUCUCAGAUCCUGGCAACCACCUCCCUACUGUUUGUUUCUACAGGUUUACCUGUUCUGGACAUUUUUUAUCAAUAGAAUCAUACAGUACAU
Fukomys damarensis (Damara mole-rat) is the source of this 4537-nucleotide messenger RNA. It is a transcript of the gene Top3a, whose product is annotated as DNA topoisomerase III alpha. Lineage: Eukaryota; Metazoa; Chordata; Mammalia; Rodentia; Bathyergidae. The transcript is spliced from 19 exons. The record is from RefSeq and is a predicted model, not a curated record. Gene Ontology annotation, biological process: DNA topological change. Bases 407 to 3382 code for a protein of 991 amino acids. Gene Ontology annotation, cellular component: chromosome; nucleus. Gene Ontology annotation, molecular function: DNA topoisomerase type I (single strand cut, ATP-independent) activity; zinc ion binding; DNA binding.